AUGGUUGAAAUACGCAUAAUGCAUGGGAGGCUGACUCGACACGUGGAAGGAUCUGGUUCAUUACCGCUGCACGCGUUGGAGCCGCCUCAACCUGACCAUCUCCGCCUCUUCACCUCCGGAAUAACACCACCACAAAAUACGUUCGCCGGAGCUCCGAAGACCAGCAAGCCUCCAAGCGAACCCAAAGCUGUUCUACACCGCACUGUCCUCACGCCGGCGAGAUCCAUCGAAAGCCUCGAGAUCUCCUCCGCCAUUGAAACACUUCAAACCCUAGACACGCGACCGUAG
This is a messenger RNA of Eruca vesicaria subsp. sativa (arugula), 288 nucleotides long. Lineage: Eukaryota; Viridiplantae; Streptophyta; Magnoliopsida; Brassicales; Brassicaceae. The record is from the annotation of a GenBank genome assembly.